AUGGCGGCCGCAGCGGAUCCCCUCAGCAUUGCGGUGGUCGGGGGUGGCAUAGCAGGACUCACGCUGGCCAUCGCGAUGCUAGAAAAAUGCCCACACAUUCAUGUUACACUAUAUGAGUCUGCGAAAACGUUCGGGGAGAUAGGUGCAGGGGUUGGUUUUGAACCCGUCAUGGUUCGCACCAUGGGACUAAUCGACCCACGCAUCGCAGCUGCAUUUGAGAAAUGCAGCAAAGGGAAUACGGCGACGGAACCUCCACGGUGGUUUACUGUAAGGAUUGGCGACGAGCGGAAGAAGGAUGUUAGAUCGGGGGAGGAGGUCUUCGUCAUGCCAGCAAGGACAGGCCCUCGAGGCGGGGUGCACCGAGCGCACUUCUUGGAUGAAUUAGUCAAGUUGCUGCCGGAGGGUAUUACGCAAUUCAGAAAGAGAUUGCAAAACAUCACAGAAACAGAGGAUGAUUCAGGAAGGGUGAUUCUUCAUUUCACUGAUGGAUCAAAGGUGCUGCAUGACGCUGUACUGGGAUGCGAUGGAAUCAAAUCGCGCACGCGAUCUAUACUGCUCGGCGACUCCAUGGAAUCAAAAGCCGUCUUUUCCGGGAAAUACGCCUACCGUGGACUAAUACCCAUGGCCAAGGCUAUCGAUAUAAUGGGCGAGGGUACACCGGAGACGCCGCAACUCUACAUGGGUUAUCGUGGUCAUGUACUCACCUUUCCCAUCGCGAACGGAACACUCUUUAACGUGGUAGCCUUCUCUUCUCGCCCCACAUGGGACCAGCCAGAAUGGGUAGUGCAGACGUCUCGUGAAGACAUGUUGAACGACUACAAACACUGGAAUCCCGCUGUGCGCACCAUCAUGGAGAACCUACAGAAGCCUGAUAUCUGGGCGCUCUUUGAUCACCCACCCGCGCCAACUUACUACUCCACCAAGCCACUCUUAUGUCUUGUCGGCGAUGCAGCCCAUGCUUCGACACCUCACCAAGGGGCUGGCGCUGGAAUGGGCAUCGAGGACGUCUACAUCCUCAGUGAACUACUUUCUCAAUGUAAUGCAAAAAGCGACAUUACGAAGGCUUUUCAAGCAUAUGACGCGGUGAGGAGACCACGCAGCCAGAAACUGGUCAAGACAAGUCGCGAAGCAGGCAUGCUGUGGGAACUUGAAGGAGAAGGUGUGGGAGAUGAUCUUGAAGCACUCAAGCAAAACGCAUUGACUAGGAUGAACUGGAUUUGGGACUAUGAUAUCACAGAGGAUCUGACACGAGCAACAGGACUCAUGAGGAAUGGAGCAAGUGCGGCAGUACCGUAG
Messenger RNA from Bipolaris sorokiniana ND90Pr, 1296 nucleotides. RefSeq lists its product as uncharacterized. Gene Ontology annotation, molecular function: FAD binding. Bases 1 to 1296 code for a protein of 431 amino acids. Lineage: Eukaryota; Fungi; Ascomycota; Dothideomycetes; Pleosporales; Pleosporaceae. Gene Ontology annotation, biological process: secondary metabolite biosynthetic process. The record is from RefSeq and is a predicted model, not a curated record. The transcript has 2 exons.